AUAACUAUUUGUUGUAACCAUAUGACUUUCCAAGAUGAGGUCAAUCAAGUGUUGAUUCAUGAGCUAAUCCAUGCUUAUGAUGAUUGCCGUGCAAAGAACAUGGACUGGAAAAAUUGUGGUCACCAUGCUUGCUCUGAGAUUCGGGCUAAUCAUCUUAGUGGGGAUUGCCAUUACAAACGGGAAUUGCUGCGAGGAUUUAUGAAAAUACGAGGUCAUGAACAGGAAUGUGUGAGAAGGCGUGCUCUGAAGUCUGUCCAAAAAAAUCCACACUGCUCAGAUGCAGCUGCAAGAGAUGCCAUUGAGGCUGUCUGGGAUAUCUGUUACAAUGAUACCAGUCCAUUUGACAGAGCUCCAUAAAACUUGGACAUAGUUUGCCGACAUUCUCCCCAGGGAAGCACGGGGGUAGCUGCCUUCUCAUGCCAUUGAGAUUCCUUCCAUUUUUGGAUAUUUUAUGUUGUAACAAUCGCCUUUCAUUUAAUUUUAUGCCUGUCUUCUUUUUGUACUCUACAGGCCUAGAGAAAUAGGUGAUGUUUUAUUUCAUGUAAACCAUUUGCCAAUAAAAUUGUUUUAUUGGAUUGAUGCUAUUGUAAUGCUGAAAAUUAGUUUAUGGGAUCACAAAGCAAAAUUAUUUUUGUGAAA
Messenger RNA from Elaeis guineensis (African oil palm), 639 nucleotides. The record is from RefSeq and is a predicted model, not a curated record. Lineage: Eukaryota; Viridiplantae; Streptophyta; Magnoliopsida; Arecales; Arecaceae.